UUUAGAUUUAUUUUAGUAUAAUUAUAAAAUGGUGUGGCCUACAGAAUUUGACGAAAAACUAGGCGAAUAUGAUGCCAUGGAGCUGCCUGGUCAGCAGCUGCCAGCAACAAACGCUUUUACGCCAUUGGACCAUCUGCUGAACUUGGACAUCAAGGCGCCACCAGGCUGCCAAAGAUUGACUCCCAUUAUUGCCACUAUGGGCAAAUCGACGAACGAAUUAGAAGUAAUGGAGAAAAUGAUGGCAGCGGGAAUGAACAUAGCCUUAAUCAACAUGUCGUUCGGGUCGCGAGAGGAGAAUGUGGAUACGAUUAAGAUGUUACGGCAAGCUGCGAAGAACUUCAGCGUCAAUAUGGGCAGGAAUUACCCCCUGGCCAUCGCUGUCCAACUAGCUGGCAGGAAGAUACGGACGGGACGCAUUGCUGACAGUUACGGUGAAAGCGUAGAGUUAAAAACCGGCGAAGUUGUUCGACUCACAACAGAUGAAACGUACAGAGAAAGAUGUUCCACGUACACAGUUUACGUUGACUUCAUGUACUUCGCCGAUCAAAUGAACAAGAAUGAUCUGGUUCUCUUAGAUAAUGAGACAAUCAUGUUGAAAGUGGAGAUGAUUUCAGCGACAACACUUACCUGCAAAAUCGAAAGAGGGGGCUUUUUGGGUUCAUACAAGGAUGUGUUUGUACCCAAUGUUGUGUUCGAUAUGCCAAACUUUACUGACAGAGACAAACUUGAUGUAGAAAUGGCAAUCAAGAACCAGGUUGAUAUUCUUAUCGCAUCAUUUGUAAAUUCAGCAAGCGCUGUCACCGAGCUCAAAGGAAUUUUAGGUGAAAAAGGAAAGAAGAUCGCCAUCAUUGCUAAUAUUCAAACUAUUGAAGGUUUUAACAACUUUGAUCAAAUUUUGACUGUUGCAAACGGUAUCAUCAUAACUAGACAAGAGCUUGGAUCAGAUAUUACGCCAAAAAAAUUGGUCAUAGCCCAGAAGAACAUGAUAGCCAGAGCAAACAAGAAUAACAUUCCUGUCUGCAUCAGUGCACAUUUGUUAAGCAGCAUGAGGUACAAAAAGAUACCUCUAAGAUCGGAACUGCUAGAUAUAGCCAAUUGUAUCUUAGACGGUGCGGAUGCUCUGAUACUUACAGCUGAAACUGCUGUGGGGCAGUACCCAGUUGAUACAGUGGCCUGUUUAGCAAGUGCUUGUAAAGAAGCAGAAGCUUGCGUUUGGACUAAGCAACUUUAUCAUGAUCUUAUAGAAAAGACACCACUACCCUGCGACCAAGCAACAGGCGCAGCUUUAGCAGCAGUACUAGCAGCCCAAAGAGUUAUAGCGGCAGCAAUCGUCGUAGUGACCACUACAGGAAAGUCAGCUCAGCUCGUCGCUAAGUAUAGACCCAGGUGUCCCAUCAUUUCUGUGACUCGAUACGCACCUAUAGCUAGGCAGAUGCAUAUGUGGAGAGGAAUCAUUCCUUUGGUUUACGAGGAUUCUCCGGACGUUGACUGGCAGAAUGAUUUGGAGAAGCGUGUUAACUUCUGCACCAAGUGGGCCAUGGGUUUGGGCUUCAUCAGGGUGGGAGACCCCCUCGUCGUCGUCUCUGGGUGGAGGCAAGGCUCUGGCUUCACCAACACCAUGAGAAUCGUGUACACGGCUGCUGAUACCACAGUCGCUUGA
Molecule: messenger RNA, 1660 nt
Organism: Ostrinia furnacalis (Asian corn borer)
Lineage: Eukaryota; Metazoa; Arthropoda; Insecta; Lepidoptera; Crambidae
Product: pyruvate kinase
Exons: 8
Coding region: 29-1660 (543 amino acids)
Biological process (GO): glycolytic process
Molecular function (GO): potassium ion binding; pyruvate kinase activity; magnesium ion binding
Source: RefSeq, a predicted model, not a curated record